Glossina fuscipes is the source of this 3271-nucleotide messenger RNA. RefSeq names its product probable serine/threonine-protein kinase MARK-A. The record is from RefSeq and is a predicted model, not a curated record. Bases 456 to 3044 code for a protein of 862 amino acids. Gene Ontology annotation, molecular function: protein binding. NCBI's taxonomy places the organism in Eukaryota, Metazoa, Arthropoda, Insecta, Diptera, Glossinidae. The transcript has 10 exons.
UUUCUACUCAUAAAAAUCCGUUAAAUUGAAAAUUGUUGUAAUUGAAAGAAAACAGCAUUCACACAUAUGUACGUACGUCCACCCACACUUGCAAGCAUAAAUAUACACAUACACGCAUAAACAUACAAAUUCGUAAGCAUAAAUCCGCGAAUAUAUGCAGACUACGUUUUACAUAGACAUUGAUAGUAAGUUUGUCAGAUCGUAUUGACUAAAUUAGCCGAAAACGCGGCGCGUUAAUUAAUAAACCACAGAGCAAGAGCGUGCGUGUAUGCAGUUCAUUUAUUUAUUUAGAAAGUCAUCUUCUAUUUUAUAUCAUUUCGUUUCAUUUGUAGCCGGCUUUAGCUUUAUUUAAAGAUUGCAAAAAUAAAAAUCAAACCGAGUCUCAUCAUCGUAUUCGUCAUUUGUGCAGCUACGGCCAAAAACAAAAAUAUUAAUUAAAAAGAUAAACAACAGAAAUGGAGUCAACAAUGCUGCAUGCUUCGCAUUAUCAUCAGUUAACACGACGAACAUUAAAAAAAACAAAAAUUGUUCGCAACACAAGCAGAAACACGAAAAGAAAGCACUUGAACGGCAAAGCAAUGUUAACAGUGGCGCUAUUGCUUUUAAUAAAUCACCUAACACUAAUACAAGCGGUACCGGCUGUUAGUUUGGCAUUCCAUUUGAACGGUGAUGAUAUGAGAGGCACACAAUUAUUGCAUCGAGCAUUACGCGAUGUAGCUGCCAUAACUACUAGUCUACUGCAAGCUAAGGAGAAUGUCAAGGACACAGUCGGUGUCACGAGCUCCUCCUCCACUGAAAUUACCUUAGACCAGCCACAAGGCCAAUGUCUAUUGGACGGUGAAUACGUGCCGGAGACAACUGUUUUCUGUGAGAAGCAAGUCGGUUGUCGUGCCAUACAAAAAACAGGAUACUGUUGUCCUGAUUACAAAUGCGAUUGUGAAAAGGAUGGAAAAACAUAUUCAAAUGGCGAUAAGUUAGUAGAUCCGGAGACUCCUUGCACUGUUUGCUACUGUCAAGCUGGCGAGAUACUAUGCAGUCCGGUAACAUGUUUUCAUCGCGAUGAUUGUAGCCCUAAGUAUAUAUCGGGAGUCUGUUGCCCGGAAUACGAUAAUUGUCCAGUUGUCACAUCGGAAUCUGCAGCGAAUAAAACGUUUGCUAUCAGCUCAACAACUGCUAGAUCUGAGUUGCAGUCGCCUGCUGUUUUAAAUCCAAAAAUUACUAUCAAAGAGAUCACUAAACCGAUUGAAAUACGAAUAACCGAUUAUCCACCCGUACAUCAAAUGCUUAAACCAUCUAUAACGACAACCACAACAACCAGCACAACAACGACAACAACCCCAUCUCCAAUUACAAAUUCACCAAUGUCCGCUAUAAUAAAGCUUACGACAACAGCGCCAACAGCAAAUACAAAUGAUGCCUCCUCAACAAACAGCAACAGCAACAGUAACAACAACAACAACAAUAACAACAAUAAUAAUAAUAAUCAUCAUGGGCAAGAAAGCUUAACAAAGCUAACGGCAUUAAGUGUGGACAAUAGUCAAAGCAACGAAAAGCUUAGCUUACAGUUAAAUGGUGGCAGUAGCAGUUUUAGUAGUGGUGAAAGUCUGAAAUUAGCCGCUUCGGUCGCUUAUAGUUCCACAGAACAGGCGGCAGCGAAAAUAAGUUCCACAUCGAACUCUCAAGAAAGCAGUGCAGAAUUGUUAACAUGGAACUACGGUAAUCCAAGCUUAUCUGAGGAUCCAACAAAAAUAAAUAUUAAGAGAGAAUAUUUAGUGAGUACCGAAAGUGUUUUCGUCGAUACUAAUAAAGGACAAGGCGGUGGCACUAGUGAAGAACUCGUUAAUGCGGAAGUGAUUUACAAUGAUAAUCACAGUGAUCAAGACAAUCCUGAUAGUGGAUUAAGCAGCAAUGGUGGCCAUUCAGAUGAUUUAGAUACAGACACUGCCGGUAGCGAUAACAUUUAUCAUAUUAUUUUAACUACCGAUGGAUCGAGAGCAACGAGUACCACUGAAAUGCAAUUGAACAUGAAGGAGUCAACAGUAGCGGGAAAUUUUCCUAUGAAAGAAAAAUUGGAAGAAUUGGAAAAUAAUAAACUCUCAUCUUCUGUAUUACAUACUUCGCCUGCACUUGAUAGCAAUGAAAAACCGAAACAAUCGUUAGUUAAUGAUAAAAUGAUCCCUUUAGCAGACGACAACGAUUUACGUAAAACUUCUAGUACUACCGAAGUUGGUUUGCAGCAUCAUUUAGAAGACGAUGAAGCCGGCAUACCGGAAGCAAAUCCUGCUUAUCCCUCAUUACCGGAAGAUGAUUUCAGCUUGAGAGAUAUUAAUUUUCAACUUUCCGAUAGCGAUGAUACACCAGAUGAACCGCGAAGCAUAGUGGGAUCAAGUAGUGUUGCCAGUAAGAGCACUAAAAAUUUGGAUGAGACACACUAUGGCAGCGGUAGCGGCAUGUUGGCUGAUGAACUAUUGAAUUUGUCGUCUUCAAUUUCUUCUUCUUCAUCGUUUUCUCAUUCUCUUUCGUCAGCGGGCUCCUUUUCAACGACAACCGAAGGUAGUGGUGAAAAUUUACAUAUCAAAUCGUCAGCAGCCGAUUCUUAUGAGAAAAGAAAAUCUCAAGUUAAAAUACAAUUAAUUUAUUCCGGUGAAGAUUUAUCUGAGGAAACAGCCAUUGCGAAUAACACGAAUUUCCCAACUAUCGAGCAAAAGAAAAUAAACUUGAACGAUAAAAGCCUUAUGGAAUCAAGAAAAGAUCUAAGCAUAUCUGAUAACGGAUCAGGUUCGGGAGAAUUGAAAAUCGAAUCGAAAAAAGAAAGGGAACCAACCACAGCUAAACCAAAAAAAUUAACAACAGAUAUUGAUGAAGUGGAUAGUGCUUCCGGAGAUGGCAGCUCCGAACUACAUAUUGAUCCCAAACUAGAUGCUGAGAGUAUAAAAUUGGAAGAAAGUAAUGAGGAUACAUUAAUUACACCGGAUAUUUCUCCAAAGAAUAAUAUUUUAUCGGCAAAAGUCAAUCCUAUCCAUGCGAAUUCUUCUAAUCGUUAAGUUAAAGUAAGCUUUCACUCUGCUUUUGCACCUCUCUAUCUUUCUCUCUCUCUCUCUCUCUCUCUCUCUCUCUCUCUCUCUCUAUCUUUUUCUCUUUCUUUCUAUAUUGUAAAUACAUUUUGGUUUUUUCUAGAUAGAAAGGCGAAGGGGACAAAGCAAAUAUUUUAUGAAAUCCUUUGUUUUUUUUCCUUCAUAGACCAUAAACUUAAAUUAAAAAGAAAAAAUUA